Molecule: messenger RNA, 1247 nt
Organism: Cucumis sativus (cucumber)
Lineage: Eukaryota; Viridiplantae; Streptophyta; Magnoliopsida; Cucurbitales; Cucurbitaceae
Product: zinc finger protein ZAT4
Exons: 1
Coding region: 282-1040 (252 amino acids)
Biological process (GO): regulation of DNA-templated transcription
Source: RefSeq, a predicted model, not a curated record
UUGACAUAAAUUAUAUUGUUAUUAUUUUUUUUUUUCAGAUGUACAAGGAAAAAUGAAAAGGUGCAUUAAAAAUCAUAACUUUGGGUUGUGUGUGUAUUGUCUAUGUCCUUUUGGUGGAAGAGGAAUGCUUGUCACCUACUCAUUUCCCUCUCUACUUUCAACUCCCCCAAUCCCUUCCUUCACUUCUUCUCCACCUUUCUAAAAAACAAUUAAGAGAUUUGAUCUUUUUUUUCUUCUUUCUUCUUUCUUCCUCUGUUUCUUUACAAUAACACAGAACAAAAAUGGAGGAGGAGAGACAUAAAUGCAGGCUCUGCUCUCGAAGCUUCACCAAUGGGAGAGCGCUAGGUGGUCACAUGAAAGCCCAUUUGGCCACUUUCUCCAUUGAACAUCAAAAAACCUUCAAAUCACCAGAUCUAGAAAUGCUCUCUGCUAAUGGCUCAAUCUCCAUUGUUCAAGACAGAGAGAGCGAGACCGAGUCAAAGAAUCCAACUAGGAGGCGCUCUAAACGGACUCGGCGAUUAAACACCGAGUCGUUGCCGUCGCCGUCGCCUGAGCCAGCUAGUUCCAUUUCCGACACCUCCCCAGAGGAAGAUGUCGCCAUCUGUCUCGUGAUGCUUUCGAUGGAAAAGCCUUCUUCCUGGAAAGAUCAAAGUCGGACGCCGGAAUCGGAAAAAUCAACUGCGGCGAUGGUGGGGAGGGUGAGGAAGAGUUUCCGAUGUGGGAAAUGCCGGAAAACUUUCCGAUCGAACAGAGCUUUGUUUGGACAUAGGAAAGUUUGCAGAAAGGAAGGGGAAGAAGAAGAUGGAGAAGAAGAAGAAAAAGGGAUGAUUAAUGGAGGUAAUUGGAAGAUCUUCAAAUGUCCUUAUUGUUGUAAAGUGUUUGGGUCUGGACAAGCUUUAGGUGGACAUAAAAGAUCUCAUAUACAGGGUUCAAUAAGAACCGCCAUUGAUAGGAGUUCUAGCAAGCUUGAGAUUGGCUUGGAUCUCAAUUUGCCAGCUCCACUGGAAGAAGAUGAUUAUAGUGUAGUUUCUGAUGUUUGAUCAUUGAUGAUAUUUUUUUCUCUCUUUUCUAAAUAUUAUUUUGGUUUAUAUGCUUUACCCCAAUUCCUAUAUUUUCAACUUUGUUCAAUUGAAUCUCUGUACUUACAAGUCUUUAUUUUGUUACCUAGCAUGAGUGUAGUUCAAUUGAUUCUUGAUCAAGUGAUCGAAAUUUUAAAUAUUUCAUCCGACAAAUUGUUAAAUUAAAAA